AUGCCAGUAACAAGCACGAGGCUUCUACACACCAUCCUGGUGUUGCUGGGUCGACGCGCACGAAAGCAAUGGUCGCGAAGGAUACAAACAUGGAAGCGAGGGGCGCCAUUUCCUGGUUUGCCGCGAAGAAAAAACGGCAAGUUCGCUGUGGUUUCAGCUCCUCAUAAUAUGGGUGCAUGGUGCGGUGUGACACAAUUUCCGGAGCAGGUGAAGAAUGUGCACGAUCAUGCAUAG
This is a messenger RNA of Gongylonema pulchrum, 234 nucleotides long. The record is from the annotation of a GenBank genome assembly. Lineage: Eukaryota; Metazoa; Nematoda; Chromadorea; Rhabditida; Gongylonematidae.